Sesamum indicum (sesame) is the source of this 1590-nucleotide messenger RNA. The record is from RefSeq and is a predicted model, not a curated record. NCBI's taxonomy places the organism in Eukaryota, Viridiplantae, Streptophyta, Magnoliopsida, Lamiales, Pedaliaceae.
AUGUCUUUCAUAUUUUGCUUUGAACCUCCAAUAGAAUUCGAGUCAACUGUAAGCACAUGCAUACCACUAGAACUGUCACAGACGCAGAUUAACCUGAAAAGGAUGAGUAAGAACGAAACUCUUAUAUAUGUUACUUGUAUUUAUACAGGAACAGGAAGGGAGAAGCCAGAUUACCUUGCCACCAUCGAUGUAGAUCCUAGUUCAUCGACGUAUUCUAAAAUCAUCCACAGGCUGCCGAUGCCUUAUGUUGGGGAUGAACUUCAUCAUUCUGGAUGGAAUGCCUGCAGCUCUUGCCAUGGAGAUCCAUCGGCUGCACGUCGCUAUCUUGUCCUGCCUUCACUAGUGUCCGGUCGUAUAUAUGCAAUUGAUACUCAAAAGGACCCUAGAGCUCCAACUUUGCAUAAAGUUGUAGAGCCCAAUGAUAUCAUAGGGAAGACGGGAUUGGCAUAUCCACACACUGCCCACUGCCUCGCCUCUGGUGAUAUCAUGGUGUCAUGUCUUGGAGACAAAGAUGGAAAAGCUGAAGGAAACGGAUUUCUUCUGCUUGACUCAGAUUUCAAUGUGAAAGGAAGGUGGGAGAAACCAGGGCACAGCCCCCUUUUCGGGUAUGAUUUCUGGUACCAACCACGGCAUAAGACGAUGAUCAGCACAUCUUGGGGAGCCCCAUCUGCUUUCACGACAGGUUUCAACCUUCAGCAUGUUUCAGAUGGUCUUUAUGGGAGACAUUUGCAUGUUUAUAGCUGGCCCGAGGGUGAGUUGAAACAGACAUUGGAUCUUGGGAAUACUGGUCUCAUACCGUUGGAGAUAAGAUUCUUGCACAAUCCAGAUAAGGAUAGUGGAUAUGUGGGGUGUGCACUAACAAGCAAUAUGGUAAGAUUUUUCAAGAAGCCAGACGGAUCAUGGGGCCAUGAGGUAUCAAUAUCAGUGAAGCCUGUCAAGGUGCAGAAUUGGAUUCUGCCGGAGAUGCCUGGGCUUAUAACUGAUUUCUUGAUAUCCCUGGAUGACCGUUUCCUCUACUUGGCCAACUGGCUUCACGGUGAUAUUAGACAGUACGAUAUUCAGGAUCCUACAAAUCCUAAGCUGACCGGCCAAAUAUGGGUUGGAGGUUUGUUUCGAAAAGGGAGCACCACCGUUGCCGAGGCUGAAGAUGGUACGACAUACCAGGCUGACGUACCAGAAGUUCAGGGACAUCAACUAAGAGGAGGGCCUCAGAUGAUACAGCUGAGUCUGGAUGGAAAGCGGCUGUACGUUACAAAUUCGCUCUUCAGCGCAUGGGAUCGUCAGUUUUAUCCCGAGCUUGUGGAUAAGGGUGGCCAUAUGUUGCAGAUAGAUGUUGAUACGGAAAAAGGUGGUCUUGCAAUCAACCCGAAUUUCUUUGUGGACUUUGGAUCCGAACCAGACGGACCCUCGUUGGCGCAUGAGAUGAGAUAUCCCGGUGGCGACUGCACUUCCGACAUUUGGAUUUAAGCUCUCUAAUCUCUCCAGAAAACAUUUUUUCCAAUUCAACUCUUCUUACAUAAACGCAGUGUACAAUAUAAUCAGCUACUGCAACGACUGCAUAAAUGGACUUAUUCAUCUUUCUACAUGAAA